AUGGCUUCCUCGCGCAUAACUCAGAUCAGCAAGCAUCUCGGACCUGGGAACCCACGAACACCAGAUCCCAAGCCUGCUGAGCCUUACAUAGUCGUCGAACAACCCCUAGGAACAGGAAAAAGGGUCCGCAUCAUCACAAUCGGCAGCGGCGCAAGCGGCCUCAACAUGAUCCGCACCUUUCGUCAGAAACUCACAAACUUCGAACACAUUGUCUAUGAGAAGAACCCCGAAGUUGGAGGUACUUGGUACGAAAACCGCUAUCCGGGAUGCAAAUGCGAUAUACCCUCGCACAACUACCAAUUCUCCUGGAAGCCAAAUAAGGAGUGGAGCAGCUUUCUGUCUCCGGCGGAAGAGAUUCAGGCGUACUUGUGCCGCUUGUGUGACGGUGAAGACCUACGGCGCCAGAUCAAGACUAAUCAUCUCGUGACGGGAGCAUUCUGGGAUGAAGAUGCUGGGCGAUGGACGGUCAGGGUGAAGAAUUUGGAGGACGGUGUGGAGUUUGAGGAUUCUUGCGAGUUUCUGCUGAACGCGAGUGGUAUUCUCAACAACUGGAAGUGGCCAGAUAUUCCCGGCUUGCACGACUUUUCCGGCUCCCUCCUUCACAGCGCCGACUGGGAUGAUAAGUUUGACUGGAAAGGAAAAAGAGUCGCCAUCAUAGGCAAUGGCUCAUCUGGUGUUCAGAUCGUUCCAGCUGUACAAAGAGGGAAAGACGCAAAGGAAAUGAUUCAUUUUAUUCGGGGACCAACUUGGAUUAUGCCGCCUCGGGUUCAGACAUUGCUACUGGGCAAAGCAAAGCAAACGAUGGAGCAGAUCGAGUUGGACGAUGACGAGAACUUCACGCCAGCUCAGAUUGACAAGUUCAAGUCGGAUCCUGCACUCUACAAGUCGUUCGUAAAGGCCAUAGAGGAGCAAGUUAACAACAAUUUCUUCCUCGUUGGUGACCCAAUCUUCCCUUUUCUGAACUUUCCACUAACUAUGAGGCUCCAGGUACUAAAAGACUCGGAGACUCACCGACAAGCAACAGAAGGUGUCACUCAAUACAUGCAAUCAGCACUCAACGACGACCAAAGACUGAUUGAUAUCCUGAUCCCCAAGUUUCCUAUUAGUUGUCGUCGGAUGACACCAGGUGUGGGGUACCUAGAAUCGUUGACGAAACCCAAUGCGAGAGUCAUCUCGGGAGGAAUCGCUCGCGUAGUCUCGGAUGGCCUGGUUACAGAAUCCGGAGAACAUGUUGCGGUUGAUGCCAUCGUGUGUGCCACCGGAUUCGACGUCUCGUUUCGCCCGCGGUUUCCCAUUAUUGGACGGCGGUCUACAAAUCUCCAGGAUAUCUGGGCCAAGGAUAUCCCGAAAGCCUACAUGUCUUGCGCGGUUCCCGAGAUGCCUAAUUACUUUGUCUUCCUCGGUCCAAAUGCCCCAAUCGGCCAUGGCAGUGUCUUCACGAUAACCGAGCUGCUCGCAAAAUACAUCGCCGGCAUCAUCAAGAAAUGCCAAACUGAGGGCAUUAAAUCCAUCAGCCCCAGCCUCGACGCAGUCAAUGAGCUUCACGAACAUACCCAAGCCUUCAUGCCGCGAACAGCGUGGGCAGGGUCCUGCAGGUCCUGGUUCAAAGGCGGUGCUGUGGAUGGACCCGUCACGGCGCUGCAUCCCGGGAGUAGAAUCCACUUUUUCCACAUGUUGGAGAACUUCAGAGGCGAGGACUGGGAUUAUGUGUAUGAGAAGAAACGAAAUCGGUUCGCGUAUCUAGGGAAUGGGAUAUCGACGAAGGAGCUUGAUGGGUCUGAUUCAACUUGGUAUCUGAAUGAUCAUGAUGGUGAUGAGAGACGGUCAACGGCUCAAUCGUUACCUCUGACAAUCUGUGGUGUAUCAGACCUAUCAAUCACCUCCAACACAACCUCCAACAUGGGUACAGACGCACAAAAGAGGGUCAGCCUGACCUUCCUCUCAACCGGCUCAGUCCGCAUCAAACUACCCAUGAAAAGCCAACCGGUAAAAUCCUACCUCGACCAAUUCGUCACCCUGCGCCGCUUCCGCUGCAUCGCAAACCGCCAAUGGACGGAACCCCUCCCCAUCGGCGUCUUCCUCAUCGCCCACCCAGGCGGACCAAUCCUCUUCGACACGGGCGAGUCUCCCUGCUUCAAUGACCCGGGCUACCUCCCCUACCUAUCCCCGACAAAGAUGUUCAGCAGCGUGGAUAUCAAGCCUGAAGACGGAAUCGUGCAGCAAUUGCAGCGUCUCGGUGUGGAACCCAGCGAUCUGCAGGCCAUCGUGCUGAGUCACCUCCACGGCGACCACGCUGGCGGAUUGAAGGCUCUGAAAAUUGCUGCGCCGGACGUUCCUGUGUUCGUGAGCAAGGAGCACUGGGCCGCUUUUGGGAAUAGCCCCAUGACCGCGACGCUUGCGGGGUGCGUGCCACAGCACUGGCCGGAAGGAUUCCAGCCUACUCUUGUGGAUUUCUCGGCCGGGGCCGUGGGGCCGUGGGAGACGUCUGGCCGGAUCACGGCUGAUGGGAAGGUUGUGGCGGUGCAUACACCCGGUCACGUCCCCGGCCACAUUUCGCUAGUCGUGUAUGGCGAUAACGAGGACGGAACAACAUCGACGUACUGCUUGCUUGGGGACGCGAGCUAUGGUAUCGAUUUGCUGGAUAAGGAAGAGCCGGAUGGUAUUAAUGACGACCCCAUGUCGGCGUUGGACAGCUUGCGAAAGAUCAAGGCCUUUGCGAAACAGAGUGAUGUGGUUGUUCUUCCAAGCCAUGACCCGGAUACACCUCGAUUGCUGAAAGAGCGGGUGUUGUACAAGCCACAGGAUAUUUGA
Colletotrichum lupini is the source of this 2811-nucleotide messenger RNA. Its product is annotated as monooxygenase. The transcript has 5 exons. Gene Ontology annotation, molecular function: flavin adenine dinucleotide binding; N,N-dimethylaniline monooxygenase activity; NADP binding. The record is from RefSeq and is a predicted model, not a curated record. The coding region runs from base 1 to 2811 and encodes 936 amino acids. NCBI's taxonomy places the organism in Eukaryota, Fungi, Ascomycota, Sordariomycetes, Glomerellales, Glomerellaceae.